This is a messenger RNA of Oryza sativa Japonica Group (Japanese rice), 1063 nucleotides long. The record is from RefSeq and is a predicted model, not a curated record. NCBI's taxonomy places the organism in Eukaryota, Viridiplantae, Streptophyta, Magnoliopsida, Poales, Poaceae.
UCUUCUUCGCCGCCGCUCCCGUUCCCGCUCGCCGUCUCGCGAUAUCGGAUCGAGGGUGGCCGGCUGCUACGACUCGCGCACGCGGCAGGCAUGGCGACGAAGCGCAAGUGCCCCGCCAAUGGCGACGACGGCGGCGUGGCCGACCUCGAGCCGGUAGCAGGUGGUUCCUUCGCCUCCCCGCCGCCGGAGAAGAAGGCCAAGUUGACCGUCGCCGUCGCCGUCGCCGUCGCGCCCUCCUCCUCCUCUUCUGCUACCACCGCUGCCGCGGGGGAGGCGACGGCCAAGCGCGAGCACGGAGGCUUCUUCGCCUUCGCGAGGCCCGAGAACAACACCAGGCUGAGCGUCGCCGUCGCGUCCUCCUCCUCUUCUGCAUCCGCCGCCGCGGAGAAGGCGAUGGCCAAGCUGACCGUCGCCGGCGUCGCGCCCUCCUCUUCUGCAUCCGCCGCCGCCGCGGGGAAGGCGACGGCCAAGCGCGAGUACGGCGGCUUCUGCGCCUUCGCGAGGCCCGACGACAAAACCAGGUGGCGCGUCGCUGUCGCGUCGUCCGCCGCCGCCGCGGCGGACGCGUCGUAUUCUUCUUCGUCGCCGGCGACGGGGGAGCAGCCGGAGGCGAACCGGUGCGCGACGUGCCGGAGGAAGGUGGGGCUGACGGGGUUCAAGUGCCGGUGCGGCGGCACGUUCUGCGGCGGCCACCGCUACGCCGACGAGCACGGCUGCGGCUUCGACUACAAGAGCUCCGGGAGGGAGCUGAUCGCCAAGCAGAAUCCGGUCGUCGUCGCCGACAAGCUGGCCUUCAGGAUUUGAUCAAGAAUCCUCAACCACUAUCCAUGAGGUCAAAUCGAAGUAGCCGAUCAAAGAUCAAUGAUCUGUUCUUCAAUCUUGUGGGAAGUUGAAUCCUUGUUUGCAAUGAUCGAUUUUCUGUGCUCAGCGCACAAUUAAUUUGAUGUAAUUUUCGUCAAAGAAAAGUUAGUUGUAGUUCGCUGUAACAGAGUCAGUUUAAUUCAGUUGAUGUAUCUAUUUGGAUCGAUUGAUAUGUGCAGAAGCAAAGUACAAGUCUUUAUUU